CCGACCAAUGAUUCGCGACCAAAAUAAAGGUCCAUUGCAGUCAUUCGCUGACGGGCGGAGUAGGUUCCGUCAAAUCUUCCAAAUAUCACUUGACGUGAAUCAUUGUCAAAUUAUUAGAUAUUGGGCAAAUAACAAAUUUACAAAAUGUAUUCCUCAUUGCGUAUGAAGGCCGCAAAAUGUCCUUCGGACGAGUUGGCCAUUACCAACUGUGCCCUCAUCAACAAAGAAGAUUUUCCCAGUGAUGUCAAACACAUUGAAGUAACUACAGGGCCUUCACAGAGUUUCGUCUUCAGCACCCGCUUUUACAGUGGGGUUGAGAGUGGCACAGUGGGAUUCUCAGCCCCUCAGAGAAAAUGGGCAACACUCUCCAUUGGCCAACCGAUCGAUGUCAAGCCAUUCAAGCCCCAAAGUGCAGAUUGCCUAUGCAGUGUUACUUUAGAAGCUGACUUUAUGUCUAAGAAAACCGUAUCAACGGAGCCGUACGACUCGGAGCAGAUGGCGCGCGACUUCUUGAUUCAGUUCGGCAACCAGAUGUUCACCGUCGGCCAGCAGCUCGCUUUCUCCUUCCAGGAUAAGAAGGUGCUGUCGCUGACUGUCAAAAACUUGGAAGCUGUUGACGCGCAAGCCAUGGCGCAGGGCUCUAAGGUGGUGCCGCGGCGCGUGCGCCUGGGCCGGCUGCUGCCCGACGCCUGCAUACAGUUCGACAAGGCCGAGAACUCCUCGCUCAACCUCGUCGGGAAGGCCAAGGGAAAACAACCACGACAGUCUAUUAUCAACCCGGACUGGGACUUCGGCAAGAUGGGCAUCGGCGGUCUGGACAACGAGUUCAACGCCAUCUUCCGGCGAGCGUUCGCUUCUCGCGUCUUCCCUCCCGAGCUCGUCGAGCAGUUAGGCUGCAAACACGUGAAGGGUAUCCUGCUGUACGGGCCGCCCGGAACCGGUAAAACUCUGAUGGCGCGUCAGAUCGGCCAGAUGCUGAACGCGCGCGAACCGAAGAUCGUCAACGGCCCUCAGAUCUUGGACAAGUACGUGGGUGAGAGCGAAGCCAACAUUCGACGGUUGUUCGCUGAUGCCGAAGAAGAAGAAAAGAGGGCUGGUCCUAACAGCGGUCUGCACAUCAUCAUAUUCGACGAGAUCGACGCCAUCUGCAAGGCGCGAGGCUCCGUCGGGGGCAACACGGGCGUCCACGACACUGUCGUCAACCAGCUGCUGUCAAAGAUCGAUGGCGUGGACCAACUCAACAACAUCCUCGUCAUCGGCAUGACGAAUCGUCGCGACAUGAUCGACGAGGCGCUGAUGCGACCGGGCCGUCUAGAGGUCCAGAUGGAAAUCGGUCUGCCGGACGAGAAGGGCCGAGUCCAAAUCCUUAAUAUUCACACUAAGCGUAUGAAAGAAUAUAAGAAGUUGGCGGAGGACUUUGAUUCGAAGGAGUUGGCAGCGCUCACGAAGAACUUCUCCGGAGCCGAGCUGGAGGGCCUGGUGCGCGCCGCGCAGUCCACGGCCAUGAACCGGCUCAUCAAGGCCUCCAGCAAGGUGGAGGUGGACCCGGAGGCCAUGGAGAAGCUGAGGGUGGAAAGGGCCGACUUUAUGCACGCCUUGGAGAAUGAUAUCAAACCGGCCUUUGGUACGGCGGCAGAAGCCUUAGAGCACUUCCUGGCGCGCGGCAUCAUCAACUGGGGCGCUCCCAUCUCGGCGCUGUUCGAGGACGGCCAGCUCUACAUACAGCAGGCGCGCGCCACUGAAGCCAGCGGUCUAGUAUCAGUACUGCUAGAAGGCCCGCCCAACAGCGGUAAGACCGCGCUGGCGGCGCAACUGGCCAAGAUGUCCGACUUCCCGUUCGUGAAGGUGUGCUCGCCCGAGGACAUGGUCGGCUUCACGGAGACCGCCAAGUGUCUGCAGAUCAGGAAGUACUUCGACGACGCCUACCGUUCCACUCUAUCGUGCAUCCUGGUGGACAACAUCGAGCGUCUGCUGGACUACGGCCCCAUCGGGCCGCGCUACUCCAACCUGACCCUUCAGGCGUUGCUCGUGCUGCUGAAGAAGCAGCCGCCCAAGGGCAGGAAGCUGCUCAUCCUUUGCACCAGCAGCCGCAGACAAGUCCUAGAGGACAUGGAGGUGACGUCCGCGUUCACGGGCGUGCUGCACGUGCCCAACCUGUCGCAGCCCGAGCACGUCAUGUCCGUGCUCGAGGAGAGCGACGUCUUCUCCAAGCGCGACCUGCAGAAGAUUCAGCACGACCUGCGCGGGGCCAAGAUCUUCAUCGGAAUCAAGAAGCUGCUAGCGCUAAUAGACAUGGUGAAACAGACGGAAGAGGAGAACAGAGUGUUCAAGUUCCUCACAAAGAUGCAAGAGGAAGGCGGACUCGACCUGGGCACGACUAUACAAUAAGGAUCAUCGCAACCUUAGGGACUGCACUCGCAUACCACGCGCACCUCACCCGACCUCACGCACUCCAGGCCGAACUCCAAGUCCACCGAGUGCACGCCAUGUACAUCCGACCUUAGAAGCUACGAGAUAGACUACGACGAAAUAAGCGAAUGUUCCGAGAUAGCAGAGUCCAGGAAGAAGGGCCGCUCGCCCAAAGGCAACGAACUCUCCCCCG
This is a messenger RNA of Cydia strobilella, 2602 nucleotides long. RefSeq names its product vesicle-fusing ATPase 1-like. The transcript has 16 exons. The record is from RefSeq and is a predicted model, not a curated record. Gene Ontology annotation, cellular component: Golgi stack. Gene Ontology annotation, molecular function: ATP hydrolysis activity; ATP binding. The coding region runs from base 145 to 2388 and encodes 747 amino acids. Lineage: Eukaryota; Metazoa; Arthropoda; Insecta; Lepidoptera; Tortricidae. Gene Ontology annotation, biological process: SNARE complex disassembly; intra-Golgi vesicle-mediated transport; Golgi to plasma membrane protein transport.